AUGUUCAGAACGCGGCCGAUAAACGAGAGCGAGCUGGACAGGCGGCGAGAGAAAGACCUGAAGGAGUUCAAUUUUCCGAAACUGUUCAACAGAGACGUCGAUUACGCCAAGGUCGACCGGCGUGCGCUCGAAUCGUACAUCGAGCACAAGAUGAACGAACUCGUUCCCGACGACGACAUAAUCGUCGAAUUCAUCAACAAUCUCGUCUUUGACGAGAGAAUAAGCCCGAAGGACCUGUGUUUGCAGCUGAACCCGAUGCUGGACGAGAAAACGCUGGACUUUGUCCACGAGCUGUGGCAAAAAAUGAUCGAGAGCGAGCAGGAGAAGAAAGACACCUACAGAGAGCGGGACGAGCGCAGAGUGCAGCGCGUGCACGACGACAGAAACGAGGACCGACAACGGGAGUUCCACGGUAAAAGCAAGUCCUUCAAACGGUCUAAAUACAAAAGGUCCUAUCGUAAGUAG
Messenger RNA from Ogataea angusta, 465 nucleotides. RefSeq lists its product as uncharacterized. NCBI's taxonomy places the organism in Eukaryota, Fungi, Ascomycota, Pichiomycetes, Pichiales, Pichiaceae. Gene Ontology annotation, biological process: mRNA processing. The coding region runs from base 1 to 465 and encodes 154 amino acids. The transcript has a single exon. The record is from RefSeq and is a predicted model, not a curated record.